CGAUUGUGUUGGAGAAACUGCACUGGCUAGGUCAUCGUCACAGUGGCAUAUAAAAAUCGUCGUCGCAGAGUAAAGUCCUAAUGCUGGUCGCAAGCUUCCCCAAGAUUUGUAACUUCAUGCAUCGCAGCAACAUCAUCUUGUGUUGAAGCACCCUGUGGAAGUGAAGUCACCUCAUGUUCGAGCCCAGGCUUUAGUCUCUCUCUCAGAUUCGUUCAUUGCGAAACCUUCCAAUGCGCCAUUCUGUGUUCAUUUGCCUCCAGCUCAGUUCUAACAAUCGCAUUCCAAGUUGCGUAGUUGCGCCUCACCCGCCCACUGGGUGCUCUUGCGUAUUUAUUUGAUGUUUACCGCUCUGGCUCAUUGCGGUAGUCAAUGUUGGAUUGCUCUUGUUGAGCCUGAGGUUUGAAUUGUGUUGGGAGAAGAAGCGGUGUUUUUCUUUCUUUGUUUUGAUGAUUUAAGUGAUAGGUUGCUGCUGGAGAAGAGAGCUCGAGGAUUGCGUGACAUGCGACACAAUUUGUGACUGGGUCGGCCACGUAUUGGAUUUUAUCAGCCAUAGAGGGGUAGGAAGCAUGAGGUUGGGGGUGACCCACACGGGGGUGUCGCAUUCUUAUCUGAGUGCUCACGGUCGCUUUCACCAUGAGAUUGGAACGACAUCGCCCUCGGUGGUGUGCCUUCGGGUGGUGAACCGGGAUGGGGAGAGCAGUAGGAAGGGGUUUGGAGGGGGUGACGAGAACAAGAAGAAGGCGAAGAAGCAAGGUGGAGGUGCAGGGAAGCAGCAAUAUCUGGGUGGUGGCGGUGUGAGACGGGAGGAUAACAGACGCGCCGUUGCUGUGAAAGAAGGCUCAAGGCAGCUCCAGAAUGUGCUCAGAAGUGUGGAUAAGGAAACUGCCGCUCAACAACAAAAGAAAUUGGGCAUAGAUCCUGACAUGGCAGCGAAAGGGAAAGUAGACUUUGUUCGGGUGGAGGCGUGGGGAGCCGAGGGCACUGAAGCUGAGCUAGAAAACUUAAAGUUGAAGAGUUUUAGUCCAACGUAUAGUUCGGAAGACACUGCGCCUUUUUAUGAACAGCUUGUUCGGCGCCUGCAACUUUUAGAAUCUAAGGGGGAGUUGGCAGUAGUGCAAGCAAAGCCGCUGCCACCGUUCGAACGCUGGAACUUUGGCGAACAACGCUAUAUGCAGUUCCUACAGGACCAGCUUGCAGUCUACACAGCUUUGAAGGAUGUUAUCGCAGCAGUAAAGAACUCAAGAACCCAGGGUGAUACAAUUGCCUCUGAUAGUGUUGACGAUAUUGACAACAGAACUUCAUUAGCUAUAGCCACUUUUGACUCCAGUCUUGGACUCGAUCGUCAUGAGGAGCUUGCAGCAGAUAUUCAAGCUUUGAGCGAAGCAACCAGUCGUAUUGGUAUGUCUUUAGAGGUUGGAGCUCCCACGACUCAAACGACUGCUUAUAUUAAGCGCUUAGAGCAAAUAGGACUCAGUGCUACAUCUACAGAGAAUGGUCCAGCAGAAGGAUGUCUUCGAUUAUUGGCACAUAUUUUUGCAAUUCAUGUGGCCCACCUCACUACAGGCAUGAGGGUGGGAGCGAAAGCUGUGGAAUGCUUGUCCUUAUUAAAAGAGGCCAGAGCUGUGCGCUUUUACCGUGACUACCCUAAGCAAGCGCAAGAUCCACUGAGAGUUCUGAUAGGGGCGCUGAACACGGCAGGUUCCUACCUGGUUCUGCCCGAGGAACGUGAACAGGUGAUGCAGGAGCUACCAAAAGCCAUUCAGAGAACAAGCUUGUUAUUAUCAGUUCUUGCUGUUGAAGAACAACAAUAGCGCGACAUUUUUGGGGUUAGUACCAGAUUAGAAUUUGUUUGAGGAUAAUGCAUUUGCUUCAUAGAAUUACCAGUAUUCCGUCAUAUCCCUUCACAACUUCGUUUGCAUCUUCUCUCCUUGUGAGGGAAUGUGCGGCUCAACUAGGGUGUUACGAAAGUAAUGAGAAUCACGCUUCCACCGAAUGGUAUUCACAUUCAUAACCUUUUUUUCAAAUGA
This is a messenger RNA of Physcomitrium patens, 2027 nucleotides long. RefSeq lists its product as uncharacterized. The record is from RefSeq and is a predicted model, not a curated record. NCBI's taxonomy places the organism in Eukaryota, Viridiplantae, Streptophyta, Bryopsida, Funariales, Funariaceae. Gene Ontology annotation, molecular function: heme oxygenase (decyclizing) activity. Gene Ontology annotation, biological process: phytochromobilin biosynthetic process; heme oxidation.